AUGCGAUUUAAGUUUGUGUUUAUUAAGCUGAUAAUCAAAAUUUUAUUCAUCAUGUAUUGACCAGUUAGUCUUUUGUUCACCUUUUAGCGGUUGCACAUCAACCAAAAAAGUACGAGGAGAAGAUGAAAACGAUCCGUCAUACCCACCGAGCUGGAGCAGUAUGGGCUGAAGGUCAAGAGUUGCCCAUGUGGACGUUCCAUAUGGACAACGGGGCCAGAUGGGGCAUUGCAACUACCAACCAUGGAGAAAGUAUAAAUAAUGUGUACAAGGGUCUUCGAGCGAUGCCUAUUUCUGUCAUCGUGGAGAUGUCUUACUGGAAGGUCAACGAAUGGCGAGUUGCUCGGCUACAGCUAGCAAUAGGGAGGGAGUUGCAAGGUCAUUCAAUAGCACAUGACGUAUUCGCUCAAAUGCAGAAGAACGAUGAAAAAUCAAGUAAGCAUAAGGUUGUUCUUUUUGACCGCAGUGAAGGAAUAUUCGCUAUCAAUGGCACUUUGCACAACCACGUCUCGUGAUCCAGAGGGUGCCUAAGAUGAUGCAGCUCACCCACUUCACGUGGAUAUGGAUCCCAUAUAACCU
Messenger RNA from Linum tenue, 576 nucleotides. The record is from the annotation of a GenBank genome assembly. NCBI's taxonomy places the organism in Eukaryota, Viridiplantae, Streptophyta, Magnoliopsida, Malpighiales, Linaceae.